Bacillus rossius redtenbacheri is the source of this 632-nucleotide messenger RNA. It is a transcript of the gene Obp19d, whose product is annotated as general odorant-binding protein 19d. The transcript has 5 exons. Lineage: Eukaryota; Metazoa; Arthropoda; Insecta; Phasmatodea; Bacillidae. Bases 1 to 402 code for a protein of 133 amino acids. The record is from RefSeq and is a predicted model, not a curated record. Gene Ontology annotation, molecular function: odorant binding.
AUGAGGCUCCUGCUGGCCGCGUCGCUGCUCGUCCUGGUCGCGGGCGAGACGCUGGAGUGGUUCCAGUACAAAGUGGCUCCGCUGGCCGAAGAAUGCAAGGAGGAGACGUCAGCUACGGAAGACGACAUCCGCAAAGUGUUGGAGCGCCAGGAUCCCGACACGAGGGCGUCCCAGUGCCUGCUGGCGUGCGUGUACCGCCGCCUGGGCGGCAUGACGCGCUCGGGCCUCGCCUCCAGCGACGAGCUGCGAGACAGCCUGCUGGAGCUGUACCGCGACAGCGCCUACAAGCAGGGCCAGGUCGGCCUCAUCGUGGACCGGUGCAGCCCCGCGGUGGAACAACAGCCUGACGUUUGCCUGAAAGCCCGCAAGCUGUUUGAGUGCAUCAGGGAAAAUGUGUACUAACAAGCUUACAUGUUAGCACUACUGCUUAUGAAGCAUUGUAUUGCACUGCCUCAGGCAUUUUAUAUUUCACCGUAGGUUCUCAGAGGCAAAAGCACUUUUAAAAUUAUUACUUAUUUACUAAAAGCCAAUUGGUCACUAGUUGAAUGUCCAAGGCACCUGUAAAACCUCAAAUAACGCAUAGAAAGCAACAUUUUAAAUGUUGAUAUCAAUUAAUAAAUUCAAAUGCAACG